Neoarius graeffei (lesser salmon catfish) is the source of this 1392-nucleotide messenger RNA. It is a transcript of the gene cdca8, whose product is annotated as cell division cycle associated 8. The transcript is spliced from 11 exons. NCBI's taxonomy places the organism in Eukaryota, Metazoa, Chordata, Actinopteri, Siluriformes, Ariidae. Gene Ontology annotation, biological process: mitotic sister chromatid segregation. Gene Ontology annotation, cellular component: spindle midzone; chromosome, centromeric region; chromosome passenger complex. Bases 110 to 940 code for a protein of 276 amino acids. The record is from RefSeq and is a predicted model, not a curated record.
CUCUGCGAAUGAAUUUGAAAAGCUUUUUGUCAGCCGUUGUGCUGCUGAGGUACUUCGAGAGGCAACAGUAAACAGAAAGAAACGAGUAAAUAGAGUAAACAGAAUCAAAAUGGCGCCUAGAAAAAGGACCACUAAUGCUAAGAACAAGAAGAACCCCAAGAUGGCCAAACUGGAAGCCUUUCUGCUGGACUUUGAUGAUGAAGUAAAUACAAUCGUUAAGAGGUUGAACGAGAAGACCAACAACCUUCUAAAAGAUGCCGACAACCUGUACAACAUGACUCUGAUCAAGCUUCCCAUGGCAGUGCGACAGAUGAACUGGAUUCAGUAUUGGGGUUCUGAAAAGCCCGAAACACCAGUGGAUGAAUCAAAGCAAAAGGAGGAAGCUGCUCAGGUGGAGCUCACCAUCGCUCAGGAUCAUACAAUUCCCCACAAAUCUGACAAAAAACAUUCAAAGACCAGUGUAAAGUCUGAGGACGAAGAGAAUUCGGUGCCAAAGUCUACAGCCAAAAAGGGAAGAACAAAGAAGGCACCAUCAACUACCAAGAAGGUUAAAGCUCUUUCUGUGAGCAAGCAGAAUGGUGCUAUUAGAAAAUCCAAUAGGAAGCCUCUGCUCACUCCAGCCAGAAGUUUCUUGGACUCCUCCAUCAUGGGUCCAACUCCACUCGUCACACCCCGAUUUGAUUCCAGGUUGCCCAAAACUCCAGCAGUACGAGUUCCUCGGCACAGAGAGAAGGUGUACAGCAUCUCUGUGAACGGCUCUCCCAUCACUGGAGGCACGGAGGAUAUCGUCAUCAAUGUCCCUUUGGGCAACGGAGAGAGCAUUCAGCUGCUGGCCAGUGAGAUGGACUCUGUUGAUCUGAAUCAGCUGGACGAGAAAGCGCUGCACAGUAUCAGGCAGCUGCAGAACCGACUCACAGCUCUCUGUGGAACCUCCGAGUGAAGAGCCCGCAUGUGAUCAACUUUUUCUAUACAACACCCUGUACUUUCAAUGUGUUUGUUGAUAUAUUUCUAUUCUUCUUGUUGGGUUUCCUUUUUUUUUUUUUUUUCUUCCCCUUCUCUUUUUCCUGUUGUAUGUUAUGGGCAUUUUCUCACUGUACUUUGUCAGUAUGUACAGUUCAGCUAUAGCUUUUAUUUUGUAAAUAUGAUCCAAAAUAGUAACCAGAUGUUUCUAAUGUUGCUUAGCUUAUUAUUUUAAUCACUGUCAUUUUUAUGAUAUCUGUAAUUCUGCUGCUUUUCUUGAAGAGCAGAAGAACUGGAUGCAUCUCCCAGAGCGAGGACAACAUCUACAAUAGUGUUUUCAUGAGUUACAGCUUUUAAAUGAUUUUGACCAACUUUUAGCUGGUAGUGUAACUUUUCCUGCUCUGUAAAUGGCAUUAAAGUGUAAAUAUUCAA